Molecule: messenger RNA, 1751 nt
Organism: Malaya genurostris
Lineage: Eukaryota; Metazoa; Arthropoda; Insecta; Diptera; Culicidae
Product: PR domain zinc finger protein 5-like
Exons: 4
Coding region: 98-1699 (533 amino acids)
Biological process (GO): regulation of transcription by RNA polymerase II
Cellular component (GO): nucleus
Molecular function (GO): DNA-binding transcription factor activity; RNA polymerase II cis-regulatory region sequence-specific DNA binding; zinc ion binding
Source: RefSeq, a predicted model, not a curated record
CGGAUUUUUGAAAUUAAAAAAAAACUGGCUUCUCUGAAAACUAGUUUGUUUAUGAAAAUUUGUGAUAAGGAACGUUUUUUAAACAUUUUUUGAAGUAAUGGAACUCGUACAUCUGUGUCGUUUGUGUGCUAAGGAAAAACUCCGACUUGUAAACAUAGCCGAUGUUGAGCAACAUAUAAAACUGGAGGAUCAAAUCAGAAAUAUUUUAGGAAUAAAGUAUGACGAGAAUGAUGGUCUUCCGCAAAAAGUGUGCAAAUUAUGCGUAAGUACCAUACAAAACAUCCAGGAGACGAUAGACGAAUAUCGCGAUAAUGACAAACGACUAAGAAGACAGUUUUUUGGCACAGACGAAGUGGAGGUGAAAGUGGAAGAGCUGUAUAACGAAAGUGAUAAUUUGUUGGCGUACAACAUUCAAGAAGUUAAAAUCGAGGUACUAGAUCAAGAAUAUAGUCCACAUUCGGAAGAAUUAAAACACUCUGAAGAGUGGCUCGAAGAUGAUGGAAUUAUUGUACAUUCGGAAACCGAUAAUGAUGCUCACGAGAGCUGCUCAUUUAAAACUUCUCUUAAAAAUGUAAAACUUGAGAUUCCACAUCUAGAUCAUGAAGAAUCGGCAAGUGAAACGUUGAUCAAGACAAAACCAGUCCGUAAAUAUAAAGAAACUUUUGAAAAACGACAACGUCGGCGUCAAAAGGAGCCAAACCGGGGAGUUCCACGGAUGAACGACCAUAAGUGUUACAUAUGCAAAAGUGAGUCUCUCGGCUCCGCCAAAGAUUUACUGGACCAUAUAUCGACACACAACAAUUUACUUCCCUAUAUUUGUAAAGUUUGCGUUCAAGAGACAGUAGAAAUUAAACAGAUAAGAUCUCUUAACUUGCACUUAAAAAUGCACGAACAGCCCAUUAAAUGUGAAUACUGCGACCGACGGUAUGGAAAUAAUAGGGCUCGCGAUUAUCACGUUCAAGCUUUCCACUUAGGUGCAAACGCACCAUGUCCAUCGACAUGCGAAAUUUGCGGUAAAGUAUGUCCAUCGGUACUCUCCCUGCAAACACAUAAACGAAAGCAUACUGUAUCGUUCAAAUGUGAGUAUUGUGCUAGAGGGUUCUCCGAGCGAUCGAAGCUGAAGCGGCACAUUGGUCGAGUUCAUGAAAAAACGGAUGGGUUUACUUGCUCUAUUUGUCAGAAACGACUCAACACAAUCGACGCAUAUGAGCUCCAUGUGCGCACUAUUCACGAGGGCCGCCGUGAUUAUCCAUGUGAAAUAUGUGGUCGGCGGUUUACUACAGCUGCCUUCCUACGAAUGCAUCACAAAAGCUACGAGGGAGGAACAUGCAAACCAAAAAAAUCGUGGAUUCCUUAUUAUUCGACAACAUUCAAUGAAGAAGGAGUCAAGCUGUUUUCCUGUAAACUAUGUCAGAAGGAAAAUAUGCGAUCAAUCGGGGAACAUAUGCGCAUUCAUUUUCCUGAUGAGUAUGAGUGUCCAAUGUGUAAAUUAAAGUUUCCUCGCAAGUCUUCCUUCGACAGACACCGACGUACACACAAAGAAAUCGUGCAUGAUUGUUUCAAUUGUAAAAAAUGUUUUCUCAGUCCGAACAAACUAACUAAACAUCUGGCUAAAGCACACGGUAUUGGGCAAAUCGUUGACGUAGGCAACCUACCGACGGCAUCCGACGAAGAAGUGGACUAUGACAUCGUUAGUUAAAUUACCAGUGAAACAAAAUAAUAUAAGCUUUAAAUAUAAAGGCAAUAUGAUU